AUGAACCUGAGUUCCGCGCAUUGUAAACUUCUGCAACGGGUGUGGCGAGAGCUGCGUGAAGAGAAGCUGAAGCAGAUCGAGCGGCCGACCUCCGUCUAUUCGUUUGAAGAAGCGGCCUCCAGUUCCGAGGAUCCGUUCUUCGCCUUGGACUGUCCGCUCAGUCUGAAUCUCCCAUGGUCAGAUCCCGCUCAACAGACCCUCUACCAGAUCGUCCUCGGCUUCGUGGACAACGCCGUUUGGGAACUCCGCAGCCGGGAGUUCCGUCUUCGCCUCAGAGCACAUUGCCGACGAUUCGGGCGACAAAUGGCGGCCGUCUUUCGAGGAACGGCCGAUCUGGAUCAAUCCCUUUCCUGGGAAUUGCUAGGCCUAAGUCAAGUGCUCGAGGGCAUGAUCAGCUCCAGUCGAACGCUGAACCCCUCACAUCAACAGAGUUUCCGAAGGAAUGCGACAAAGCUAAUCAUCUGGCAACUCUUCCUCGAGAAUCUGUCCACCAUGGUUUUCGAGGCAUUCUGUUGGAGUGUGGCCCGAGAUUAUACUCCCAAUCCCCUGCCCACCAUCUACGAAGCCGACCCCAAGAUGUGUUUCCCUCAUCGUGUCCACUUCCGUCAAAAGAUUCCCUUCUUGAAGCGUCUUCUAGCCAAAUUUGUUAGUUUUUGAUAUACGACUCUGUUUUCCUAGACCCAAAUGCUGUCGUUAUUUAUGGCUCAACAUACGUAGAGGGCAAAAUACUUAGAUUUCGCAAUGGACUUGAAGAAGAGACUUUCAGAAAUCCUGAACUUUGAGAAAAAAGGGAUAAAUCCUUCGAACUUUACAAUUUCCCCAGGAUUAGACCCCAAAAAAAAAACACUCAAAUCUCUGCUCAUCUGACUCCCAGCCCCUCAUUUGCAUACUAAUCAUCCUCAUUUCAGAGCCGAGGUGCCGAUAAAGAACGGGGAAAGCCGUGCCCGCGAAGUGAAAGUCUGGGAGCGCCGCCAUUCUCAGCUCGGUUUGUCAGGAGCCGCACAUUUUGUGCCGAAGAAUGCUGA
Messenger RNA from Bursaphelenchus xylophilus (pine wood nematode), 1025 nucleotides. The record is from the annotation of a GenBank genome assembly. Lineage: Eukaryota; Metazoa; Nematoda; Chromadorea; Rhabditida; Aphelenchoididae.